Salvelinus sp. IW2-2015 is the source of this 1202-nucleotide messenger RNA. Its product is annotated as putative transcription factor Ovo-like 1. Lineage: Eukaryota; Metazoa; Chordata; Actinopteri; Salmoniformes; Salmonidae. Gene Ontology annotation, cellular component: nucleus. Gene Ontology annotation, molecular function: DNA-binding transcription factor activity, RNA polymerase II-specific; RNA polymerase II cis-regulatory region sequence-specific DNA binding. The record is from RefSeq and is a predicted model, not a curated record. Gene Ontology annotation, biological process: regulation of transcription by RNA polymerase II; epidermal cell differentiation.
AAGUUGAAGAUUCAUACAGAGACGAGAGAGAGAGAGAAAAAUUAAGAGAGAGAGAGAGGAUGCCGCGGUCGUUCCUACUGAAUAAGAAAAAGAAGAAACAGGGGGCCUGUGGAGGAUGGAGGUGGAGAGACCCAGAGCAGACAGACUGGAAAGAGGACAACAGAUCAGUGAGUGAGAAUGCUGAGGUACAGUCUGCAACAGUCAACUGCCUUGACCACCCUAAACCUGUGGCUCUGCCAGAGCCAGAUACCCCCUCCUUGACUUCAGCACUUGGGGCAGGGCCAAUAAGUGGACAAGGACCAGUACCAGGGGAAGAACCAGGGCUAGGGCCAGACAGGGGCCAUGGUUGGUCUAAUCUCCUGUCUCGGACCAUGGGCCAGAAUAAUUUUUAUCACCCUGCUGCACUGGCUCUGGUCUCCCGAGCCAAGCCCCUGCCACAUGUCCCCCCCAGCWCGGGUGACUUCAUGUGUUCGGAAUGUGACAAGGUGUUCCCCCUGCAGUGCAUGUUGACGCGCCACCUCAAGUGCCACAGCAUGGUGAAGAGACACCCCUGCCGCUACUGUGGCAAGGGCUUCAACGACACCUUCGACCUAAAGAGGCACAUGCGCACUCACACAGGUAUCCGUCCGUACCGCUGCGAGCUGUGCGACAAGGCCUUCACCCAGCGCUGCUCCCUCGAGUCCCACCUGAGGAAGAUCCAUGGCGUUUUCCAGCAGUAUGCCUACCGCCAGCGUCGUUCCAAGAUCUUCGUGUGCGAGGACUGCGGCUACACAUCCAACCAGCCCGAAGAGUACUUCCUCCACAUGUGCCAGUGCCACCCGGGCAGCCAAGCCCUGCGCCGCUACUACCGCCGCCAGGCACAUGAGGGCGCCAACAACAUGCCCUCUCAACACAAACCCAGCCCCUUUUUUAUGUAUACUACGGCUGGGUAUUAUAUGGGUUGAUUAAUGAGUGAAGUUUCACCUAGGUACAGAUAUAGGAUCAGCUUCCCAUUCCCCAACCCGAACCUUAACCAUUAGUAGGGAAGAUGCAAAAUUUAGAUGAGCAUCUACAGGCAAAUMUACUUGUUUCUGCCUUAGCCAAUUCCUUUGUUGUUACCUUGCCACAAAGUAGAGACAGUAUAGCACCAAGGCUAAAUGRAUCACAAGCAUUUCGCUACACCCGCAGUAACAUCCACUACACCCGCAAUAUCAUCUGCUACA